This is a messenger RNA of Bacillus rossius redtenbacheri, 2669 nucleotides long. Its product is annotated as cytochrome P450 4g1-like. The record is from RefSeq and is a predicted model, not a curated record. Gene Ontology annotation, molecular function: heme binding; monooxygenase activity; oxidoreductase activity, acting on paired donors, with incorporation or reduction of molecular oxygen. Lineage: Eukaryota; Metazoa; Arthropoda; Insecta; Phasmatodea; Bacillidae. The transcript is spliced from 3 exons. Bases 101 to 1882 code for a protein of 593 amino acids.
AACAAACAGAAAAAAACGAAUGCUGGAAACUUAACCUUCCUUUUGUUAAUCAGUUUACUAUAUAUAGGCUACCUGCAAGGGAUCCAGAUGUUAGUUCAGAAUGGCCGCGCUAGAAGCUUGGGCUUCGUGGGGCUUCCUAACAGUAGCCGCUGCUGCCGUCGUCAUCGCCGUGACAUGGUACCUCAAGAUAAGCCACUGCUGUCGGCUGGUCGCCAGGAUACCAGGACCGCCUGGGCUACCUCUGCUCGGAAACACGCUUCAACUGAUCGCUCGCAGGGAAGAUAUUUUAAACUACUUCAAGGAACUACGCGACCGCUACGUUACCGUGUGUAAACUGUGGGUUGGACCAAUACUAUGUGUUGGAAUGUUCGACCCUCAAGACAUAACAGUGAUUUUAAGUAACAGCAAAACAUUAAGUAAGCCAAUGAUAUACAAUCCAGUUACCACAGUAUUCGGUAAUUCUUUGCUUACUGCCAAAUUUAAAGAGUGGAAGAAAUUCCGUAAAAUUAUGGAACCCACCUUCAGUAAUCAUAUCAUCGACUCAUACGUCAGCACUUUCCACGAGAAGAGCCAGCGCAUGGCUGACCUGCUGGAGGAACGCUGCCACGGAGAGCCAUUCAACAUGGCGGACUACUCGAUGCCCUGCGCUCUGGAGAUGCUCUCCGAGACGAGUCUGGGCGUGCCGAUGAACAUCCAAGGUAAAAGUCAUCAGCACAGUGUUGUAGAAAACUUCCCAAAAAUAGCUGAAGUGGGAACCUUUACUUUAUUAACACCGUGGCUGUGGUUUCAUUUGACUCAUAAGUUUUUUCCUUUUUAUUACAAAGUAAUUGCGUUAGUUAAACCUAUUCGAAAUUACGUAACUUGUUUGAUCAAAGAUAAAACCGAAUCAUAUAUAAGUUCGAGAAAACAUUAUGUUGCACCUGAAGCGAGUGACAUAGAUAUUAAUGUUGUAAUACUACGGUAUCUACCCAUCAAGUACCAAGUACAUUUGACAGGGCGCAGCUUCCACAAUAUCACAGAGUUCCGCGAACAGGUCCUCGCGUUCGACCGGCUGGAGCGGCUGUCCAGGAACAACAAUAGUGAGGUGGAGAAAGACCUCAAGCCUACACAUCAGAAGGAAAAUCUUAGUUUCAUCACGUACACGUUUGUGUACAAUGUUAGCGACAUACCGAAGAAACGUUUGGGGUUCCUAGAGCACAUGGUAUCAAUUAAGGUGGAAAAUCCAGGACUAUUAAGCAUAGAGGAACUCCAGGAUCAGGUCAUGAUUAUUAUCGCAGGCGGCACAGACACAACAGCCUACGCCGUAGCGACCACACUGAUGCUGCUGGGAUUACAUCAAGAUGUGCAGAGGAAAGUCCUACAAGAGCAGGCAAGCAUCUUCGGCGAAGACACAAGCAGACCUGCCACGACAAGAGAUCUGCAACAAAUGGUGUAUUUGGAACAAGUUAUAAAUGAGACAAUGCGACUUUAUCCAGUUGUUCCAUUUGUGGCAAGACGGGUUGACGAAGAUGUCAGUGUUAACAGCUACACUUUGCCAGCAGGCACAAUCGUCUUAAUCCCAAUUUAUCUAGUGCAUAGGAAUCCAGAAUAUUUUCCAAACCCGGGCACAUUCGAUCCUGACAGGUUCAGCAGAGAGAAUAGUGCCUGUCACCCUGCUUGUUCGUUUAUCCCGUUUUCUUACGGGCGUAAGAUGUGCCUUGGCAAGAGCUAUGCUUAUAUGGCAAUGAAGACUAUGCUGUCUGUGCUACUGCGAAGGUACGAGGUUCUAGAAUAUGGAUCCAGGGAUGACAUGGAGAGUUUUAAAUUUGAAAUGUUUUUGAAGUUUAAACAUGGGCAUAGUAUUAGACUGAGGCAGAGAAAUUGUGUUUUUAAGAAAAUGUAAUAGUUUAACAUACUCAAAAUAUUCUAAAAGUGAACCUGAGGCCACCAAUAGAUGGUACUAUUAUUUCUAGUUUGUAAUAGUAUUGUAGUUUAUAUUGUUUACUUUAAAAGUUUAAUUUGUUUCUUAUUAUAAAUAUUAUAAUUAUAACUAUAAAAUAGGCUAUUUGUUUAUUAAACUGUGCGGUUUUUUGAGCUAUAAUAUAUAUUAUAAUAUGUCCUUAAUAAACAUUUUAAUAUAAGUGAUUUCUGAUUUACAUUGUUUAAUGGUUUAAAUUUUACCUAUUAGCAGCUUUGGAAUUCAUGCGUGAUGUAUAUAAUUGUUAGUAAUAUAUCAGAUCAACUGAGAACAAAUAUCAGAAAAGAAAACUUAAAGAUAAUAAAUAUUUUUUUAUAGUAAAUGUUUGGCUUUUGAUAUUAAUUUUAUGUAUGUUUAUUUUCUUUUACGUAAUUUCGUGAAUAAGAAUAUGUAGGUGUGUUUGUGUGUGUGUGUGUGUGUGUGUGUGUGUGUGUGUGUGUGUGUGUGUGUGUGUGCUUUACAUAUACAUUUUUCAAUAAUAACCAAAUUUGGUCAUUUUUGACUAAAUUUUUUGUUGUUAAUUUCUGAUCUAUAAAUAAACACAGUCGACUAAUAUAAACAUAUUUUUUGGAACCAAUUGCCUGAGUAGGAUUAUUUCUAAAAACUUUUUUUCUCAGGAAAUAAAUAUUUUUUAUUGUUAUAAAUAUUAAAUUGGAAUACAUUUUGUUUAAACAAUUUGUACUUAAUUUUCUAUUUGUUUUUUAGUAACGCU